UGCACAGGAACACACGAGCCACCGGUCAGGCGGCGGCAGAAUACGGAACAGCGACACAAACCGCUGGAUACACGCCUGACACACACACACACACACACACACACGCAUGUAGGCACCGGCUAGUUGUUUUUUUCGCUCUUUAAUCUCCUCACGUAAGAAAAUGAAAACGACUGCGUUUGCUCCAAACUGCGCCACCGGCUGAGACUACUCUGCCUGUAAGUAAAGUACCGACACAAACCGCCGCACGUCCCCUCCCGCCCUCCGUCUCCGCGGCCGCGUUCAGCUUCUCAUUCCGGUUUCGGGUGUCUCAAUGGCGGACCCGACAGGAGCAGCCCCGGGGAGCGCGGAGGACGAGAAGACGGAGGUUAUCAACGACGCAGAGCUGGCACUGAAAGGGAUCAACAUGCUGCUCAACAAUGGAUUCAAGGAGAGCGACGAGCUCUUCAGAUCAUACAGGAACCACAGUCCUUUGAUGAGUUUCGGGGCCAGCUUUGUGAGUUUUCUGAACGCCAUGAUGACGUUUGAGGAGGAGAAAAUGCAGAUGGCCUUUGAGGACCUCAAAGCUACAGAGAGACUGUGUGAGAGUGAAAACACUGGUGUCAUUGAGACCAUCAAAAAUAAGAUCAAGAGGAGUAUGGACUCUCAGAGGUCGGGGGUGGCUGCAGUCAACCGACUCCAGAGGCAGAUCAUCAUUGCAGACUGCCAGGUUUACCUUGCAGUGCUGUCUUUCAUCAAGCAAGAGCUGUCAUCUUACAUCAAAGGAGGCUGGAUCCUCCGUAAGGCCUGGAAAAUGUACAACAAAUGUUACAGCGACAUCACACACCUGCAGGAGGGCAGCAGAAGAAGAGCCUCUGAACAGCAAUCGCUGCCUCCGUCUCUGUCAUCCUCUGAAAAGUCCGACCACAGCCGCUCCUCUUCACCCGGGCCGAGCCCAGCCCUGAGACUGGACGGCAUCAACCCAGAGACUCUGGAUCGUCUAAAAGGUUCGGUCAGCUUCGGUUACGGCCUCUUCCACCUCUGCAUCUCCAUGGUGCCGCCGCACCUCCUGAAAAUCGUCAACCUGCUGGGUUUCCCUGGCGACCGCCUUCAAGGCCUAUCAGCGCUUACGUACGCCAGUGAAAGUAAGGACAUGAAGGCCCCCUUAGCUACCCUGGCCCUCCUGUGGUACCACACGGUAGUGCAGCCCUUCUUUGCUCUGGAUGGCACAGACACACAGGCCGGCCUGAUGGAGGCCAAGUCCAUCCUUCAACAAAGGGAGGCUAUCUAUCCAAACUCCUCCCUCUUCAUGUUUUUCAAAGGCAGAGUCCAACGCCUUGAGUGCCAGAUCAGUAUUGCCUUGACGUCCUUCCGUGAUGCCUUAGAUCUGGCCUCUGACCAGAGGGAGAUUCAGCACGUGUGUUUAUAUGAAAUAGGUUGGUGCAGCAUGAUUGAGCUGAACUACAGAGAAGCCUACAGGGCCUUUGAGCGACUGAAGACCGAGUCUCGCUGGUCCCAGUGCUACUACGCCUAUUUGACUGGAGUGUGCCAAGGAGCCACAGGUGAUUUGGAAGGAGCUGUCAAGGUUUUUAAGGAUGUUGAAAGACUUUUCAAACGCAAGAAUAAUCAGAUUGAGUUGUUCUCCAUGAAGAGGGCUGAGAAGCUGAGGACCCCCAGUCUAUCCAAAGAACUCUGCAUCCUGUCUGUGAUUGAGAUUCUUUAUCUGUGGAAAGCUCUGCCCAACUGCUCCACCGCCAAGCUGCAGACAAUGACACAAGUCCUGCAGGGAAUUGACGAUGCCUCGUGUGCAGGCCUGAAAAACCUGCUUCUUGGUGCCAUAUACAGAUGUCUUCAUAAUACCAAAGAUGCCAUUCAGUAUUUCCAACUGGCCGCAAGAGAUGAGGUUGGUCGUCUCAGCAACUCUUAUGUGCAGCCCUACUCAUGCUAUGAACUGGGCUGUGUGCUGCUGAACUCCCCAGAGUCUGCAGGGAAGGGCAGAAUGCUGAUGCUUCAGGCUAAGGAGGACUAUGCCGGCUAUGACUUUGAGAACAGGCUCCAUGUUCGCAUUCACUCUGCUCUCGCCUCUAUGAGGGCUGCUGCGGCCCAGCCUUGACAUUUUAUCUGCACUUCAGAAAGAACUGGAACACGUAUUUUUAAAAAGCCACAGUAUCAUUCAAGUCACUAUUGUUACCCUGUUUUAUUAGUUUUAAUUUAUUAAUUUUCAUAUUCUGAGCCAAUGCAUCAUUUUAAAAUGUGUGCAAUAAACAGGAGGUGUUUUUAAGGGAGAAUAGUUACAAGAGGUGUUUUUAUCUGUUAUUGUAGUUUACAAUAAAUUAAAAAAAAAUCACAUUUUUAUUGUUUACAUGGGUAAUUAAAAAAACUGGAUGCCAGGAAAAUCUGAUUAAAAUCUGUAAAUAAUUUUGAAAGCAUCAGACAUAUUGCUUCCAUAGAGGGACAUUUUGUCCUGUGAUUUGGAGAUGAGUCAGUAGAGUUAUGGCACAUAAAAUAUUAACUGACAAAGCAGUUAAAAGUAAUGACUCAGUCUUCUCAGUGUUGGUUGACAUUUACAGUAUAAAGGCUUUGUUAAUACAUAGGCAUGAGUACUAAACAGUGGCUUUUUUUAGUGCAGCUCCUUUUUUAAGCAGAUUGUUUUUAUCUGUAUAAAUAUGUCUUGCGCACACGUUUUAAUAGAUGUGCCAACAUCAUGUUGAGUGGCCUGAAUGAACAGUGCUACUCUUGGCUGUAAACUGGUUUCCAUUUAUAUUGUUUGUUUCCAGAUAAUAAAAUGAAUAUUGUAAAAUAGAA
This is a messenger RNA of Plectropomus leopardus (leopard coralgrouper), 2781 nucleotides long. Its product is annotated as tetratricopeptide repeat protein 39C-like. Gene Ontology annotation, biological process: otolith morphogenesis; cilium assembly. NCBI's taxonomy places the organism in Eukaryota, Metazoa, Chordata, Actinopteri, Perciformes, Serranidae. The record is from RefSeq and is a predicted model, not a curated record. Gene Ontology annotation, molecular function: protein binding.